Messenger RNA from Culicoides brevitarsis, 2040 nucleotides. RefSeq names its product armadillo repeat-containing protein gudu (gene gudu). The coding region runs from base 1 to 2040 and encodes 679 amino acids. Gene Ontology annotation, molecular function: protein binding. The transcript has 5 exons. The record is from RefSeq and is a predicted model, not a curated record. Lineage: Eukaryota; Metazoa; Arthropoda; Insecta; Diptera; Ceratopogonidae.
AUGGCAUCUCGCGGAGGUUCAAAGUCAGCUGCAAAGCCUUCGAAACGCGGAGGGGCAUCAGGAUCCAAAGGUUUACCUCGAAAAAGUAUCGCAGCAGGAGCUUGUCCUUCCAAAGCAUUGACUUCGAAGAAAAACGUUGAAAGUGACAGCGAUGAGUCCACAGACGUUAUGUCAUCAUCCGAAGACGAAGAUCGCUGGAAGGAAGGUACGAAACACACCGAAGUCUCUGCCGAUUAUUGGACCAUCCAGAAACUCGUGAAAUACAUGAAGGCGGGAAAUCAAACGGCAACCAUUGUGGCGUUGUGUUGCCUGAAAGAGUACGACUUGACGACGCAAAUGAAUCAACUUGCGAUUCAAGAUAUUGGCGGAUUGGAAGUUCUCGUAAACUUGUUGGAGAGCAAUGAUUUUAAAUGUCGUUUGGGAGCGUUAUCAGUACUUUCUGAGAUCUCUUUGAACAUGGAUAUCCGGAAAACGAUUGUAGAUUUGGGCGGAAUUCCGUUACUUGUGAAGAUUUUGUCUGAACCAGCGGGAAAUUUGAAGGUUAUGGCAGCGGAAACGUUGGCAAAUGUAGCAAAAGUUCGUUUAGCGCGAAAGCUUGUGAGACGCUGCGGAGGUAUUCCGCGUUUAGUCGAUUUGUUGGAUAUCAGUUUGCAUGCCCUUCAAACAUCCCGUGACGAACUUGCGAUCGAAGAAAAGGAGUUACUUGACAUGGCAAAGGCUGGCGCUCGAGCUCUUUGGUCCCUAUCUGAAUCAAGACAUAACAAGGAACUUAUGCGCAAAAGCGGAAUUGUACCUUUGAUGGGUCGUUUACUGAAAAGUGUUCAUAUUGAGCUUGUUGUUCCAAUAAUGGGAACAAUUCAACAAUGUGCUUCUCAAAGUAGCUACCAAUUAGCUAUUACGACAGAAAAUAUGAUUCUUGAUAUCGUUACUCACCUCACUUCGGAUAAUUUGGAUCUCAAAAUGCAAUGUAGCUCUGCGAUUUUUAAGUGUGCUUCGGAUAAGACGGCUCGAGAUUUAGUUCGUGAAGCCGGAGGACUUGAUCCCUUAGUUCAAAUAGCAAAAGACAAGUCUAUUCGUGACAACAAACCUUUGUUAGCUGCAGCUACAGGCGCUUUAUGGCAAUGUGCAUAUUCGGAAGCCAACAUUAAAAAGUUAGAUCAACUAAAGGCGAUUCAUGUUUUUGUUUCGUUACUCAACGACGAAAACGAUGAUGUUCUCACAAAUGUCGUCGGAGCCAUCGCUGAAUGUGUUAAAUUCCAAAAUAAUCGUGAAAAUAUCCGUACAACAGGAGGUUUGCCAUUACUUGUAAGUCUCUUAAACGGAACUCAUCCUCCGAUGUUGGAAAAUGUCGCAAAAGCCUUGAAAGAAUGCGCAAUCGAUCCCGAGAGCAUGACGAUGUUAGAAGAGCUCGAUGCGAUCCGUUUAAUUUGGUCUUUGCUCAAAAAUCCUCAUAAACGAGUUCAAGCUUAUGCGGCAUGGGCGCUUUGUCCUUGUAUCGAGCACGCAAAAGAUUCCGGCGAGUUAGUGAGAAGUUUUGUGGGAGCUCUUGAACUUGUUGUCGAUCUGUUGAAAUCACGAGAUACUUUUGUUCUGUCGGCGAUUUGUGCUGCUUUGGCAACUAUCGCAAAAGAUAAAGAAAAUUUGGCGGUUUUGUCAGAUCAUAAGGUUAUCAGUAUGUUGGCAAAUUUGGUUCAUACGACGGAUGAUAUGCUUCGUGAAAAUUUAGCGGCGGCAAUUGCGAGUUGUGCUCCGUAUGGAAAUAAUACUCAAGAGCUCGGAAGGUUGAAAACCGUUACUCCAAUAGUUGGUUAUAUGGUUAGUACAAAUCCGAGAGUUCAUCGAACGACGGCUUUGGCUUUGUGGCGAUUGUCGGAAGAUCCACAGAAUUGUAUCACGAUGCAUCAGAGUGGCGUUGUUCCAUUUUUGCUUGAAACCGUUGGUUCAAAAGACAAAGAGCUUCAAGAAGCUUCCGCAAAUUGCUUGAGAAACAUUCGAGCCUUAGCCCUUCGAGCUGAAGAAUACCAACUUCAACAAGGAUAA